AUGGCUCUAUUUUAUUCAAAGCCGGCAAAAGGUUUAGACAAAGAGACUUUAUUUCCCUUAUUUGUUUUGUUCUAUGCAUGGAUUACUUGUUUAAAAAUCUUAAGAACACUGAUCAGUCUUUCUCUUUCCAUAAAAGGGUGCAAAUCUUCAAACAUCAAUCAUCUUAUGUUUGCUGAUGGUUUUCUCUUGUUCUGUCAUGGUAAUAUGGAGUCCAUAAACUUUCUAAACCAAAAUCUCUUUCAUUUCAAAGACUCUUCUGGGCUAGAAAUUAACCCUAACAAAAGCCAAGUUUUCUUCUGUAAUGUCAAUAAUACUGUUAAAGAUAUGAUCAUGAGUACCUUACGGUUUAAAGAAGGCAUUCUCCCCUUAAGAUACCUAGGAAUCCCUCUGAUUACCACCACAUUGUCUAAGCUUCAGUUAAUUCAGUCUGUCAUGCUAAGUAUGCAUGUUUUCGGGGCUGUUAUCAUGAUUCUGCCUUACUCUGUUAUUAAGAGUAUUCAAAGCAUUUGUUCUAGAUUCUUGUGGAAUGGGACUUCGGAGGGGAAAUACAGUACUUUAAUUUCUUGGAAUGAUGUCAAGUGGAUUAAGAACAACAAGCUUACAACGAAUAGCUACUGGGGUGCUAAAGCUAAUUACAGUUCUUGUUGGAUCUGGAGAGGCCUGAUUGGGAUCAAAGAUAAAAUUCAGAGGGUUAUGUCUUGUAAGAUUGGCGAUGAGCCAAAUACUGUUUUCUGGAGUGAUCUUUGUAUUAAUGGGUGUACUAUGAUAGAAAAAUUCCCCACAAUAAAGAUGAGGGAGGCAGAUUUCAACAAGUUUGCUAGAGUUGUUGAUGUCUUCAGACUUAACAGAUGGGUUCUUCCCGAUCCCAUGGAUUCGGCAAUAGAGGAAGCUUGGGAGUAUAAUAGAGAUAACUUCAAGCUGCAAAGUAAUACCCCUGAUAAAAUUGAGUGA
Mercurialis annua (annual mercury) is the source of this 951-nucleotide messenger RNA. RefSeq lists its product as uncharacterized. The transcript has 3 exons. The coding region runs from base 1 to 951 and encodes 316 amino acids. NCBI's taxonomy places the organism in Eukaryota, Viridiplantae, Streptophyta, Magnoliopsida, Malpighiales, Euphorbiaceae. The record is from RefSeq and is a predicted model, not a curated record.